This is a messenger RNA of Blastomyces dermatitidis ER-3, 6651 nucleotides long. RefSeq lists its product as uncharacterized. Bases 1 to 447 code for a protein of 148 amino acids. The transcript is spliced from 2 exons. Lineage: Eukaryota; Fungi; Ascomycota; Eurotiomycetes; Onygenales; Ajellomycetaceae. The record is from RefSeq and is a predicted model, not a curated record.
AUGACAUCGUUCAAAGUCAAGAGUGAGCAAGGUAAAUUGGUUGUAAGGCGUUGUGAGGAGGGAGAUCGAAAGCAGGAGCAGAACCGUGCAGCUGCAGCAGAGAGCAGAGGGACGACGGGGGGGAAGACCGUCGACAAGGUUGUAACGGGGGGCGGGGAAACGAGAAGAGGACUCCUGGACUGGGGAGAAGAAGAGAUGCAGGCUUCAAGCUGGACUGGGAAAGGUACCGGUACAUCGGACACCUUCAGCUUCCCUGAUCCCAGCAGUCUCUCCGCUGUUGCUGGCUUGGUCUGCUCCGUAUCUCUUCGUUCUACGCUGCGACUGGCCCGCCUGGCUGUUCUCCUUACCGCCCAGUCCAAUAAACUACUGCAUAGUCUUUACCGGAACCUUGCUAGUAGCUUCUUCCUACUAUCGUCCUCACUGGAAGAGCCGCGAUCUGGUUGCUGAAGCGAUGGCAUGACGUGCAGCCCCAGGAGGAAUUUCUUGCCAAAACGACAACGCAUUCAUGCACGGGAAAAUUUUGAAAAACUCACACAAAGCAAAGCUGGAUGGAGGUAAACAAACCCCGUUUCCUCCUUUAGAGAGGCGUUAUUAACAAGGAAAUAAUCUACUUUGGCAUUCCUAUGAUUAAAAAUUACACGCUGGAGAAGAGCGGGAGAAGAAAAAUAAGCGCAGAGAUGAUUCAGAAACUGAGGGUUCCGGAAGCACUUCCUGGUUCGUGUCGAUGUAGAAGAGAGCAUUCCAGGCUUACGAUGAAUAACUACGCAGUAUAUCAUGAAACAAUAAAACAAGGAUAUCAUUCUACAUCAAGCUUGGUUUUACAUCACCACCUCCACCUACCCUGGCUAACUAUACUUAGCACAUCACUCCGCUAGAAAGCGAGUUGGUUAUUCCAAUUGCGCCAAUAUGCCAACAUUGCUGUGGAGAGCAUUGACUGUGUGUCUGUCUACCCGCGGAUCGUCAACCAUGUCUCUUUGCUCAAGGUUAGAAGCAAACAAUAUCUGCGUUCAUCUCCAAAUCUUAUUUUUGCAAUCAAAUGGAUGGAGAUCUACAGUUGCCCUUUCAUCGGAAUAGCCCCCAUGGUAAAAGAGAGGAAACCUGAGAUUCUUCCCAUCAUCUGCCUUGCUUCAAGUUGCUUGACGAUCCCAUGCCGUGCGCCUCUUCCCUGGUCACUAAAAAACGCUUCAGCUCUUCAUGGCGCAAGCGUCGGCCGUGGGUAUUUAUCCGAAAACAGGGAGACAGGGAGACACGGAGACAAAGACAAGGAUGUUGCUAUGGAAAAUAGCUCUCUUUAACCAGAUAUUUAGCGUAUCAACAGCCACGAUACUUCGGAGAGAGACUCCAAUUCAGCCAGCCUGCACUGAUGGAUCCUGGUCUCACGAUCCACUUACGUGUACCAAUCCUCCUGUCUCGACUCUCAAGCAGGAGCUUUGGCUUCAGCGUUAGCCAAAAAUGAUCCUGUUAGUUCUUUUUCGUAACAAGGCCUGCAACAAGAAGGCAAAUAACACCGCACGCAACCACAAACUGGGGUUCUACUCUGUAUUCUAUUGUGCCAUGGCCCUCGGUGCCACCCCUUACUGACACCACCGGAAGCACCCGCCAUUGAGACCGAAUCCGCAAGGCUCUGAAUGAGAUUAAAUAUUAACCGAGAGAGGAAAUGCGAGCAUCCAAUCAGCGGUAGCUAGCUAGCCCGCGCAGAAUUCUUCCUUCGGUCACCACGACACAGCAAGAAUGAUCAUUGACUGUAUUCGCUCUAGCUAGCCCUUUAAUAGUAUCGUAUACAGUCUUUGUCGCUGAACUUGAUUCUCUGUUCAGGCUUGGAAUCAUUAAAUGCAGCAGUGGGGUCACACUGUUUAUUUCUCUAGCCCAUGUUGAUGUCAUGAGAUUCGCGGGUCAGCCCUUCUCGUCCCUUCCCCUCCUUUCUCCUUGGGCUUCUGCUCUGGGUGUCAAUGGGCACAGCAGAUGCGGGCAUUUGCUCCUCAUCUCCCUCUUCUAAACCAACCAUGUCGUACCAACGCAACGCCAACAAGCAAAUCACAUUCCCUAAAAUAGCAAAAGAAAAGAAAAGAAAAAGGGACGAAAAGGAUUCGCGAUGUUACUCUCCCGUCGGCGUUUCCGUCCCAGCUGACUCGCAUGUUCAUCAAUCACAUCAAUCAACCCCAUCUCCAACCGCCCAUCCAUCACUUCCAGCCUGAUGGCGUGCGGCGGCACUUAUUAGUUUACUUUCGCGAUAUUCUGGCGCCAGGUUAACCAACCCCGCACCGUUGCUUCCUUCGGCCUUGUUUCAGUUUCUCGUGUCCGUGGGGCAUGAACUAUUAUUAUUAUUAUUUAAUAUUUCUUCCUUCUCGUCACUGUUGUCAGCCAUGCCCACGGUUCCACGCAGCGCCGCGGCCCGCGUCUUGCCAAGAGGUAAACAAUGCGGGUGAGCCACGAAAUCCCGUGACACACCAGAAGAUUUAGCCCUAGUCCUAAAAUGGGAACUGGGAACGGCAAACUCAGCGCUAGCUCAUGAAUUCAAUCAAAAGGAAAUUGUUUGCCAGUAUCAGGAAUGGACCGAAAGAGAUUGAGAAAACAUAUCCCAGGCAGAAGAAAAGGUUGGGACGCAAAGAGAACGACAGAGUUGAAAUUCUUAGCAUAUUUUUUGCUUGCUGUCGUUCUCCGAUCAGAUAUCGCUGACCGGGCGACUAUUUCGAUAGUCCAUCGACUAGCGAAACGAACUCAAUUUACAGCGUGUACAGCGAGUAUCUUUUUCUCCGGACCGGAUCUACCCUUGGGUGGAUUCUUUUUUUUUUUUUUUUUCUCCUUCAUUCGCCUCUCCUGAGGACCUGUAUUCAUGCGCAUGCACUCUGGGGCGCCUAUCUUCUAGAAGCCAAUAGUUUGUGUUCGCCGGGAAAUUGAGAGCUUUACUCAUUGAAGCAAGGCGUGGGUGGCACGUCGUUGUCAUGGUGAACGGGAAAAAUUUUUCCUCAGCAAAGAUGCUAAUUGAACAACCCAAAAUCCUUCCGUGGUUACACGUUCGUGGUUACAUGUUCCCUGACAUUCACCUCAACAAUUUCGGCGAUGAUUAAAGGCCGGAGAAAGCCUCGGAGUGGCUCCACUUCUUUGCUAUGCUGACUCUUGUCUUCAGACGACUGAGACGAGACGUCUGGGUAUCGUGAAGAUAAAAUGCUCUGGGAUUGGCGCACAUGUUGCUUGGCCCGACAUGCAGCUGCAUAUUGUACUCCGCUUAUUGUGUGCCAUGUUACCCUGAUAUGAAUACUUACUUAUUCCGGUAUCUGACCAAGAGCUUUGCUCGUUCAUUCUUGAAACGGUGUUUUUAUUCCAUCACUUCUCUUCGUUGUUUUCCAAGCAUAGCUGCUCGUUCUUUCAUAGUGUCCUCCCUUGAGGACAUAAGAAUACUCUCACGUUUUCCCGUCUCCAGCUUCAACAAACAUAGAUGAGCUUUUCAUCAGCUGGCUUGGAACAAAUAACUCGAUUUGGAAGUCUAAAAAUAAGGAUAUAUCUAUCGCAUAUUAUUGACAAUUAUUUUCUACGAAAACCCAAUAUUUAGGUCCCCACGCUGACUUUUUGGAGUGGUGUUGAAUAACAUCAUUUAGUUGCUUGUAUGCGAAUGGGGCAAGCUACAAUUCUAUUGACAAUAUAUAUUACUAUAUAAGGGUUUAUGAACGCUACUAAUUAAAUAUAACUAUUCAAGCACGUGAGCGCGCCUCUCCAGAAAUUUUCUUGCGGUGUACUUCGACAAAUCGGGGGUCGGACAACCCAGCAUACAGCAAACCUAUCACCGUCACGGUCGUUUAGGACUCUCGUCUGAGAUGAAAAAUAGUUUCGAGAGUCCCCUCCCUCUCUUCUCUCUGGCUACGGAUAGCUGCCACAUGUGCGUUGCAUCUCGUCAUCAUGGGCCAUGUCGAUAAGGGAAAUUCCCAGGGAUGAGUGAUCAAGAAACGCUUGGAGACUGCCUUAAAUGUUCAGACCUCAUCCAGUAGCCAUUCAUUCAACUUCAUCCCAAGUUGUCUAGCAUUGUUUGCCGGUUGCUUUCCUUCGUUGGGAUCAGGAAAUGAUACUUACAACGGCAGAUGCGGGACGAUUUGACAAGCCACCCGGAGUUAUCAUUGCCCCAUUUUUAUUAGAACCGUCUCAAUUCGGAUUUUUCAGAUUUUAAUCUAAGGUUUAGGCAUUGGUCUCUGUUUUUUAUAACAGGUCAAAACGCGCAGACUGUCACGAACGUGCCAGCGGUUGUUGAAGGAUACCUCCCAUCCCUAAAAACCAAAUCCUCAUUAUCCAACCAGUCAACCUGGCCAUCGACCGUCUCCGUAUCGCCCGUCCGACAAUCCAUCGCCACAAGAUCAAACGGGUAAACAUGAUACAAAACCGUGGCCUUAAGAUUAGGCAUCUGCCUCGCCGCCAUAUUCGCCCCUCCAAUCAUCUGGUUUAUCAACACAUCCCUCCUGCAAUGUGUACCAGCUGAACACAGCUUCGCAGACUUUGCGCUCAUCACCCUCUUCAAUGGGUCAUACAGGCUCAGAUGGAACACAAAAUCCUUCCGAGCCGUCGUAUACUGAUUAUCAUUCUUACUACCAACGCCAAAAACCUCUGGGCAGAUCUUAUGCAUCCUCACUCUCAACCGCUGCAGGUACGGCACAUACCUCCCUAUAAGCGGGCAGAUAUGCUCAUUUUCCGAAGGAUGUCUUCCCUCAGCACAAUCCGCACCCGCCUCCAUAAACGCCGAUCCGCAUGUAUCCAACUCCAGAACCCUCAAUCGAUCCGCCGGGAUACUCCUGCACAUAAGCGCAACCGCAUCCGCGUGUAGAUAACUCUUCAUGUGCUCGAACAGAUGCGCCUGCGCGAUGCCGUGCGAGUUUGAUUCUCCUUCGGCCUGGAAUCGGAAUCGGGUCAACGUCUUCAGUGUGCCCAGCCAACUGGAAAGACGGGUCAUAUCCGCCCUUGUCCUUUCGACCCAGUCAGCGAGGAUCUUGAAUCGUUCCGGGAUGGCCUGCUGCGUCUCAGGGUCGAUCAGAGUAGACCAUCCUGAGUAACCGGUCAGGCGGAUGGAGAGGCUUGUUGUCUGCGUUGGCGUGGGCGUAGUGCACUCAUUCACGGGAGAUAAUUCCGAAUCUGAUUUCGUUUCUGCUCGUGUACUUGUAACUCCCAGGUGUUGAUGUUGAUAUUGAGAUUCAUGGUCCGGUAUAUCAUUCCCAGGUGCAGUCAUUUCUAGCUGCUGCAGCGCGAGGAAUUUCUUCAAGCCGGUCGCUGAGAGUUUCACAUCUUCCAUCAGGACUGUUGAUGCAAUGCUGUGCCAGUAUUUGCAUAUGAGUAACAUGUCUAGGUUGUUGGCCCUGAGCUCGUCGGCGCCAACAUAUUGGAGAAUUUCGAGGAGGAUCUCCGGGGGGAGAGUCGUUAGAUAGCCCCUAUCUUUCCCAACGCCGCUGCUCGAGUUGAGGGUGAGGCGAGUGUAGUCAUGGUAGUCGUCAUCGUUGACGCUGACCUCGUCUCUCGCUAGCAUGGUUCGGCGGAUAAUGAUGUUUCCUAUCUCGGCCCAAUAUAUUUCCUAUUUAUUCCCUUGCGGAGUUGGCACUUUCGGCCCAAGUUUUGUGCGGGUGGUUUGACGUAGGACUAAGUAAUAGCAGUAAGGAGAGGGGAGUGUUGUUUUCUUUCUACCAUUCAAUGCAAAUAUAUAAAUAACUAAAGCGGGAAGUGAAAGUCAUACGAAUAAGACAAGCACAAAAGAGACGGGAGAGAUGCUGAAUGAUGAUAUACUGGAAAAUGAAACUGACAGAAGAGUAUGAUUGAAGGGGAGGAUUAAAUAUCAAUAUAACAACCAAAAAAAAAAAGUUUUUAAGCAACAGCUAACCUCUACCCGCCCUGCAAGACGUAGGAUUAUUAUCCUGGAUUUCAGCUCCGGCUCUAGGUACGGAUCGAGGCAUGUUUAAGGAAUUACUCAACACCUCAGCCAUCAAUCCCAAGCCAAGCAACAAAAAAGCGUAGACGUCCGAGGAAGGUGUUGGUGGGCCCUUUGUUGCAUCCAGCAGACGAAAUCACGCCGGCGCUGAAAUUCAGUUGCGUUUAAAGAUUUUUCUAUAUAUAAAACCCUCCCCCCUCCCCCCUCCCCCCCCCUUGGCAGCCUGUUCGCCGCUGGGUGGAGCGGUUUCAAGAUUUUCAGAAACAUACCGAGCCGACUGCUGACCUGCAAAUCACCCGCUCACGUCAUCGGCAUCCUGCUCUUUUCUUUGAGGCCCGUGUGAAGGCCCGGAUAGCAAACACCAUUGCGAUCAUGUGAUGGCUUGAGUGCUGAUUUCAACAGUGGAUUUUCUGUGUUAAAGAGGGAAUAUGGGGUAGCACAGGGGGAGGGGGGACUGGAAUGAUAUUUUGAUGGGUGGUGGAUGGGCCAGGUAAGUUCUCAGCAGGACAGGUUGGUUUAGGUGGAUAGUUGUUCAAGCUUUAUUAUUUAGUGGAAGAUGGGGAGAGACAAGGCGCUCUCCUCCUGGUCUCGGCCUUUUUAAAUAUCUAUAUAAGAUCAGCUGUGAAUAGUUAAAUGACUAGAUGUCUGAGAGUAAUGUUCUACUCUUCGUCAUAGCCAAAGUCGCUUUUUCACACAAUAUAGUAUAGUGGACCAGAUAUAUAUAAAGAUGUUUCGUUUCGGUCAGUGGACCGGCA